ACAACAGCCUCCUACUGCCCUAAGGAUGACGUGACAGACCUCCUGUUCUACUUCUACUAAUCCCCCAUCUUCCUGCGUGCCUGGAGUGGAGGGCUCUGUCCAGGAGAGUUGUCAUGGAUGAUGAUGAUGACUCGUGUCUCCUUGAUCUUAUUGGAGACCCACAAGCAUUGAACUAUUUUCUACAUGGACCUAGUAAUAAAUCGAGCAGCGAUGACUUGACAGAUGCAGGAUACUCUGCAGCCAAUUCAAAUUCCAUUUUCGCCAACUCUACUAAUGCUGACCCUAAAUCGUCCCUCAAGGGUGUAAGCUCCCAGCUUGGAGAAGGGCCCAGUGAUGGACUACCACUUUCAAGCAGCCUUCAGUUUCUUGAGGAUGAACUUGAGUCUUCUCCUCUUCCUGAUCUCAGCGAGGACCAACCUUUCGACAUUCUCCAGAAAUCCUUGCAGGAGGCUAACAUCACAGAACAGACGCUGGCAGAAGAAGCCUAUUUGGAUGCCAGUAUAGGCUCCAGCCAACAGUUUGCACAAGCUCAGCUUCAUCCUUCUUCAUCAGCAUCCUUUACUCAGGCUUCUAAUGUUUCUAAUUACUCAGGUCAGACUUUGCAGCCUAUCGGGGUGACUCAUGUGCCUGUUGGAGCAUCAUUUGCAAGCAAUACAGUGGGUGUGCAACAUGGCUUUAUGCAACACGUGGGGAUCAGUGUUCCCAGCCAGCAUUUGCCUAAUAGCAGUCAGAUUAGUGGUUCUGGUCAGAUACAGUUAAUUGGUUCAUUUGGUAAUCAACCUUCCAUGAUGACUAUUAAUAAUCUAGAUGGAUCUCAAAUCAUAUUAAAGGGUAGUGGGCAGCAAGCCCCAUCCAGUGUGAGUGGAGGGCUCCUGGCUCACAGACAGACUCCUAAUGGCAACUCCUUGUUUGGGAACUCCAGUUCCAGUCCAGUAGCACAGCCUGUCACCGUUCCAUUUAAUAGCACAAAUUUCCAGACAUCUUUACCUGUGCAUAACAUCAUCAUUCAAAGGGGUCUUGCACCAAAUUCAAAUAAAGUCCCAAUUAAUAUCCAGCCAAAGCCUAUCCAGAUGGGUCAGCAGAAUACAUACAAUGUGAACAGUCUGGGAAUUCAGCAGCACCACGUACAGCAAGGGCUCUCUUUUGCCUCCGCAAGCUCGCCCCAGGGCUCCGUAGUCGGUCCACACAUGUCUGUGAACAUUGUCAACCAACAGAACACAAGAAAGACUGUCACCUCGCAGGCAGUGAGCAGUGCAGGGGGCAGUAUCGUAAUUCAUUCGCCCAUGGGCCAGCCUCACGCCCCACAAAGUCAGUUCCUUAUACCUACAAGCCUUUCCGUCAGCUCCAACUCAGUACAUCACGUCCAGACCAUAAAUGGGCAACUUCUUCAGACUCAACCCUCUCAGCUCAUCUCUGGCCAAGUGGCCUCAGAGCAUGUCAUGUUGAAUAGGAACUCUUCCAACAUGCUUAGGACCAAUCAGCCAUAUUCUGGACAGAUGCUUAACAACCAGAAUACCGCCGUCCAGUUAGUAUCUGGGCAGACUUUUGCCACCCCUGGAAGUCCGGUGAUAGUCAAUCAUGCGUCUCCUCAGAUUGUUGGCGGACAGAUGCCGUUGCAACAGGCAUCACCAACCGUAUUACACCUGUCACCUGGGCAGAGCAGUGUUUCCCAAGGAAGACCAGGCUUUACCACCAUGCCAUCAGUGACCAGCAUGACAGGGCCCACUCGGUUUCCUGCCGUCAGCUCAACUAGCACGGCUCAUCCUAGUCUUGGGUCUGCUGUUCAGUCUGGGGCAGCAGGAUCCAACUUUACGGGAGACCAGCUGACACAGCCAAACAGGACUCCAGUACCAGUCAGUGUGUCCCACCGUCUUCCAGUCUCUUCUUCCAAACCUACCAGCACCUUCACUAACACACCUGGAGCAGGAAGUCAGCAGUUCUUCUGUCAGGCUCAGAAAAAGAGUUUGAACCAGACCUCCCCCAUUUCCACUUCCAAGACCACAGACGGCCUGAGGCAAACACAGAUCCCUGGGCUCUUGAAUGCAGCACUGCCAGGGCAAGAUUCCGGAAGCAAAGUUAUGCCAGCAUCCUUGGGAACCGGACAGCCACAGCAGGAAAAGGCAGUUGGAUCAUCUCCUAACCAGUCGACUGUGCAGGUGGACAGUCAUUCCGGAGGACAGAAAAGGCCUGCUGCCAAACAACUCACUAAAGGAGCUUUCAUCCUCCAGCAGUUACAGAGGGACCAAGCCCAUGCUGUGACACCUGACAAAAGCCAAUUCCGAUCACUAAAUGAUGCGGUGCAGAGACUGCUGUCCUACCACGUGUGCCAGGGCUCCAUGCCCACAGAGGAAGACUUGAGGAAAGUGGACAAUGAAUUUGAGGAAGUUGCCACUCAGCUCCUAAAAAGGACCCAAGCUAUGCUGAACAAAUACAGAUUCCUGCUCCUCGAAGACGCCAUGAGAAUCAACCCCUCUGCUGAGAUGGUGAUGAUUGACAGAAUGUUCAACCAGGAGGAAAGAGCUUCCCUGUCUCGGGACAAGCGUCUGGCACUUGUCGACCCUGAGGGUUUUCAGGCCGAUUUCUGUUGUUCCUUCAAACUUGAGGAAGCUGCGCCCGAGACACCGCUGGACAGGAGUGACCGGCCGGGCAGCAAAGCCAGCAGCUCGCUCCAUCAUGCACCCAAGGCCCAAAGCAGAGACCCAGCCAAGCCGGGCAUGGCAGAGCCAACGAAUCAUGACCAGUUUCAUCUAGUGCCUAAUCACAUCGUGGUCUCUGCAGAGGGAAACGUUUCCAAGAAAACGGAAGGCCACGGUAGAACACUGAAGCUUGACAAAGGUGGCUCGGUCCAGUACCGGGGCGCACCCGAGGACAAGGGCGGCCGGAGGGACCCCCCGAAGGCCAGCGGGUGCUCCCCGGGCCCCGAGGGCCACCGCAAGGCCUCAUGCAGGCCGGACCACGGGUGCGACGGCAAGCUCCCUGGAGUCCUGGGCAACUCGCACCUGGAGAUGCCGGGCAGCGAAUCUUUCCAGGACAAGGCUCCGAGGAGCUCUCCAAAGAAUGAAGUUUUACACACAGACAUCAUGAAAGGGUCGGGCGAGCCCCAGCCGGAUCUCCAGCUCACUAAGAGUCUGGAGACGACCUUUAAGAACAUCUUGGAACUCAAAAAGGCCGGGCGGCAGCCGCAGAACGACCCGGCGGCGAGCGGCAUGGAGUUAGACUUCCCCAACUUCUCUCCAAUGGCUUCCCAGGAAAACUGCCUGGAAAAGUUCAUCCCGGACCACAGUGAAGGUGUUGUAGAAACGGACUCCAUUUUAGAAGCAGCUGUAAAUAGUAUCCUAGAGUGUUAAUAGUAAACGUCCUUUCCCACCCCAGAUCCCACCCUGGACAAGUUACAUUCUCUCCUGGCAACAGCAAAUGAGACCGGUCUCCUGUCUCCAGCGGGCUCGGUCCUUCAUCGCAGGUCAUUCUUCCUGAUCUCUAUCCUGUUCUUUGUUUAAGAGCAAUACUCAUGGUGGCGGUUAAAGGGAGACACUUUAGUAAAACUCCCUGCUAGAGAGCAGUCUGCUAGGCCCUACACAUUUCAAGUGUUAUGAAAGUGCUUAUGGUCAUUUUUUUUGUUUUGUUUUGUUUGUUUUGUGGGAGUUUUUUAUUAUUAUUUUAAACACUGUCACACAAUGAGCCCACAGUACACUUGGCCCUGGGUAAAAUUUUGACAAUCAUAAGUCAUUUGAAAAGAAUAGACUUAUUAAAGAAAACUCACACAGGACUGAUAGAAGCUACUUUUUAAAAGACUAUCUCACAACAGCUCCAAAUUCAUGGGGUUUUUUGUUGUUGUUGUUUUUGUUUUUUUAUUUUGGGGGGAGGGAAUAUAUGUUAAGGGAAGAUCACCAUGACUCCUCCCUGCUUGGCUCUGUCUGAGCCUCAGGUAGCCAGCUGCUCUGCCUGGGAACCCCCAGCCCUGACCUAAGCAGCUCAUUAGCAGGGCACUGUAGGCCUUCCCUCUUGAAUAUCAGAAUACUUUUCUACACUCUGCUGAAGCAAAACCUCCUGCUUUCCAGCACCUCCAUGUGGUGAUUCCAUCUAGAGAAAGUUCCUACUUGCAGCAGGGUAACUUGAAAUAACUUCACUAAGCUAAACAAAGAGAAAUGGAAACUAUUUAAAAGGUACAGUGUACUGGGGAGGCCAGAUGGAGCCACAAGGAUUACAAUAUGUAUAUAUGUAAAAGCAUAUAUAUGUUUACUAUUGAGGAAAAAAAAAAGAGUUUUGCAUUUUAUAAUUGGGUAGAGUCAACAAACAGUGUGUGUAUUUGGUUGUUGCUGGGUUCUGUUUUGUUUCACCUCUCUUUGUCUCCUCACCCUCAACAAAUAGCCAAGCAUCGAGAAGCACUUUCACUUGAAAACUAUGUUGAAAUUUUUCAGUUUAAACUCUAUAAGGGGACUUUGGCCUUGUUUAUGUUUCUUCUUGUUGUCUGAGAACAGUAGUCACCCCUGGCAGCGGCCAUUACCAAACCACAGAUAAACCAAAGGUAACCAGCCAGCCCAUCAUUGAAGGAAAGACCUGAGACCCCAGAGUCCCACUAAGAGGCCCAGCCCAGUUUGUGUCUGGUUCUCUUCAUGUUAGUGAGCAUGGCUUACUGCUUUAUUUAUUUAUGUUUCUUUUCAGGGAGUAUUCCCCAUUUUCCUUUCCUGUGGACCUGUCCCAGGUUGUGACAUUUCUGUCACUUCUUUGAUGCUCAGUGUCACAGCAGCCAUUGUUGGGAAAGUCACAUAGUGGUCUUAUGUGUUUGCAUACCCUCCUCCCACCACGCCUGCACAUCUGUGAGAGCCAGUGGCAUUCAGAGGUCCUUUUGCUUACUGUGAGCAUGUAGUCACUCAGUUACCUUGCUCAUCUCCCUGGCUGUAGAGAGGCAUCCACUGGUUUCACUUCAACAUAUCCCCAGAAUGAGGUUGCCCCCCUCCGUCAUCAUGUCGAGCAUUCCUUUUCCAGAUUGGCCUGCAAUGGAAAGGAAGGCUUCUGAUGUAAAAAAAAAAAAACAAAAAAACAAAAAAAAAAACAUACACACAGAGACAAUAGGCAUGGUGAAGCACACCUGUAAUCCCAGCACUUGGGUGGCUGAGGCAGGAGGGUCAUGAGUUCAAGGCCAGCUUGGGCUACAUAGUGCAAACCUGUCUCAAAAACAGUUCAUCAACAGAAGACCUGUACCCCCACCCUCUCAGUCCUACUGCACAAAGAAAUCUUGUGAGACAGCCAGUCUUCAAAAGAGCAAUGUACCUUCUCCUACCUACAACCCAGCCAGUUGAAAUAGGAAAAUCUGGACCAUCUUAGGGUUGCCAUUUUUUCCUUAUCUGUGCCAAUGUUCAAGUUGCAAACUUCCUCUCCUUCCUAUAUUAUAACGCAUUAGCAAGAUGAGUUGGUAUUACCAGUUGGAACUUUCUGUUCGGGCCACCCUGGGUUAACGGUCUACCCUGAUCCCUUUAAUUUCACAAGCUCUUUUCAUAGGCUCACACUCCCCUAAUUCAAGAUGGCCCCCAGAAGCCUACAAGCGGCUGCUAAUGAGUUAUAUUAUAUUUAUGUUGCAAAUCAGUGAAAUUCUUAAGAGACGUGAAAAGUCUGGUGUACAUUUGUCACCUCCCGCCCCCUCCUGUCCCGCUACCCCAAUCCUAGCUUUUCUGUGCCAUCUCCCAGGGGGUUGUAAGCCCCUAACAUUGGUUCUACAAAUAGAGAGCCUAACUUAACCAAAAUGAAACAUGUAAAUUUUUAUGUCCUGGUAUGUAAGUUUACUUUUUAUGGAGGAAAGACUUUAGAUAAUGAAAAACGAAGAUUACAAAAUGUUAUUUUACUUCUGUGAUUAGGUUACACGCACAUGGGUCAUAACUCACAUAUCGAGCUCCCUGUGGCAAAGGGUAAGACAGCUCAGCCUUGGUGGUCACUAUUUGCUUGUUCAGGUUCAUUAGCCAGUUAAGUUUUAGAGCUACUUGUACUCAGUAAACAAAAAUCAUUUUCUCUUUUUUUUAAAAUCCGUUUGUUGUUGUGGAAAAGUGUGAAUUUGUUAUUAUGAAUUUGAUUUUCUGUGUCCUAAGUACUGCCUAAAGAUAAAGCAAAUUUUAAACUGGCAAUUACGAAAAAAGAAAUAUUUUAGCUCUGAAGAAUUUAGUAGACUCUGUUAGAUUAGGGAGGCCUUACAGACUGACUUGACUUAAAGAGGACGCGUCACUCGCUGUCAGUGUGGUGUGGGCUUUAUUUGCUUAAAUACCUUCAUUUGUAUAGUAUGCCUCACUUGAAAUUGCUUUGUAUACAUUUUGUAAAAAUAUUUAUAAAAUGUUUUGUAAAAAAAAGUAUAACAAAUUGCAGUUUAUUUUGUUAUGUUGGAUAAAUACUGUUAAAAGAAAGCAGUCAGUACCUAUAUUGUUAAUCCAUGGUUAGGAAAUGUUUAGUUGGAGAUUACAAAAUGAAACAACCAUUGCAAUACAGCCAAAGAUUUGGGAAAAUG
This is a messenger RNA of Nannospalax galili (Upper Galilee mountains blind mole rat), 6490 nucleotides long. It is a transcript of the gene Bicral, whose product is annotated as BRD4 interacting chromatin remodeling complex associated protein like. Gene Ontology annotation, biological process: positive regulation of DNA-templated transcription. Gene Ontology annotation, cellular component: SWI/SNF complex. The transcript is spliced from 12 exons. The record is from RefSeq and is a predicted model, not a curated record. Bases 114 to 3347 code for a protein of 1077 amino acids. NCBI's taxonomy places the organism in Eukaryota, Metazoa, Chordata, Mammalia, Rodentia, Spalacidae.